ACAACGGCCUUAUUGGAUUCUGAAGCAUUCUCUUGCUACAUCGAUCAGAGAUUCGCUGAGAAGCACGGGUUUAAGUUGAUACCUCUAAACCAUGAAAUCAGAAUCCUCAACGCAGACACCAGCCCCAACAAGGGUGGCAGUUUGCUCGUCACAAACCUCGGACGCAUGUCAAUGAUCCUUGGCAUGAAGUUUUUACAAGAACAUAACCCCUGA
Molecule: messenger RNA, 213 nt
Organism: Laetiporus sulphureus 93-53
Lineage: Eukaryota; Fungi; Basidiomycota; Agaricomycetes; Polyporales; Laetiporaceae
Exons: 2
Source: RefSeq, a predicted model, not a curated record